AUGGCCUACCCGUCGUUUAGGCCCCUCCCAACACCCCCAUCUGUAGUAUCUGCAGGGUACUUCAAUCGAGACGACGACCACGCCGUAUAUCCCGACGUCUAUGCCUAUUCAAACCCCUAUUACGCCCCUUUCCCUCCGCGCACUCCACCGAUCCAUGACCAGCCCAGGACGACUCUACCAGGAGGGACUUUGUUGCAUAAAGGAUUUUAUGACCUGCUAUCCAUGAUCCCAACUCCUUCCCCUUCGCGGUUCUUGUGGGGUGGUCAAGGCGACGAGCCUAUUGCAGGACCCAGAUACGAAGAUAUAGGAACUAAUGCGCGUCCCCCUCCCACUGCACCUGUAGUUAUGCCUGCCAGUCCCCCAGGGCCGACGAGGCGAGGAAGGAAAAUAAGUAAAGACAUGGUUUCUAAGCCCACGGGAUUCAUACACUUGGUGCAUGCCUCAGAUGCCGACCAGGCGGAAGCCCUUCUCCGGCGGUGGGGACCGGAUGGUAUGGGCAAGUUAGGAGAUCCUCGAUGGGCGGACCCAAUCAAAGACCGCGUGCGAGCCACCAACCAGGCAAAGGCUGUGAAUGAAGUAGUGAAUGCAUUGAAACCCUCUAUGAGCAGACAGGAUCAACUGCCGCCGCUCCGAGUGGUUAAUGGUAUGAGCACCACCUCGUCAUCCGUCAUAACCACCGCAGCGAGAGAAAAUGUGAGCGUCUCACCUACGGUAGACGGCUUACCAGGACAGCCCGGAAACUCCACCAUUCGGUGGGGAGGUGGCCUCAUGGUUCAUCCGGAACACGAACACGAGGAUGAGGAGGAGGACGCGGCCUUAUUGCAGAAAGAUUUGCCCGCUGCCCCUCAGACACCGCGAAGGCCAAUAACACCUUCCUUGGCCACCCUGGAGAAAGCCGUCGCCGCUAGGAUCUAUUUCGAGAACCUUUACUUCCCAUUGCUCCGGCAACCUCCGUCUCGCGAGCAGAGAAGACUCGCGAUGGAACGCGAUAUGAUGAAUAUGCAGCUCACCGAGGCUCAGAAAGAGAAUCUACGGGCUCGGUGGCGCCAGAAUGAGACAGAUUAUCUACGGGAACGCAGGCGAAAAGUAGAUCCGAGCGGCUUCAUCAAGCUCAAAACUAUCGGGCAUGGUGCUUUUGGCGUCGUGUCGCUCGUGAGAGAGCGAUCGUCGGGCCAACUCUAUGCUAUGAAGCAGCUGCGGAAAACGGAUAUGCUACGUAAAGGCCAAGAGGGGCAUGUUCGCGCCGAACGAGACAUCCUUAAAUCGGCAUCGCUGGUCAGCUCCCCUGGAGGUGCGGAAUGGAUUGUCAAGCUUCAUUAUAGCUUCCAGGACCGCGACCAUCUUUAUCUGGUCCUUGACUAUAUGGGGGGUGGUGAUCUUCUCAAUCUGCUGAUCGAACGCGACGUGUUCGAAGAAGAUUUUACCCGCUUUUAUGUCGCUGAAAUGGUCCUUGCGAUCGAAGCUUGUCAUAAGCACGGAUUCAUUCAUCGCGACAUCAAGCCUGAUAACUUUCUGUUCGACCCUAGUGGCCACAUUAAGCUCAGCGAUUUCGGUCUAGCAACGGACCUACAUUGGGCGCACGAUACCUCAUAUUACGAACAGCAGCGUUUACACCUCCUCCAUAAACAUGGCAUUGACCUGGAGGACAGCCUUGGCAUAGCUGACGGCACGCGGACCAAGCGGAUGAAUCGCAAAGAUGUCGAGAUGCUGAUGGGUGGUGGGGACGGUCAAGGCGGUAUAUUCACCUGGCGGGAGAAAAAUCGCCGCAAGCUGGCUUAUUCCGUAUGCGGUACAAAUUCAUACAUGUCACCGGAAGUCAUACGUGGGCAUGGCUAUACCUACUCUUGCGACUGGUGGAGCCUUGGGGUCAUCAUGUUUGAGUGCUUGUAUGGGUAUCCACCGUUCGUCAGUAACUCGCGCCAUGUAACGCGCCAGAAGAUCCUGAACUGGCGACAAUCGUUACGCUUCCCUUCGAGGCCACGCGUAUCCCAUGAAGGCGUCGAUUUGAUGCAGCAGCUGUUAUGUGAACCCGAGGAUCGGUUGGGGUCUCAAGCUUCCGCAUCCACAACUAGACCCAAUUCAUUGGUCAUGCAAGCAAGGCGAAGUGGCUUUGUGACACCCACCGGAAUGACGGGCAGUGUAGAUGGUGCGGAACUCAUUAAGGCUCAUCCUUGGUUCCGUGGAAUUGAUUGGGAGAACAUGCAUCGUUACCCGGCACCUUACCGUCCCGAUCUACGCAACCCCGAAGAUACUCGGCACUUCGACCAAGAUAUUCCUCCAGAGCCUCUUGCGCCAGCCAACGGCGCUCCCGCUGACGCCACCAGGGAUCCUCUUUUGAGGGACAAAGUCCACGGACAGGAGAUUCUCGAAGUUAGGAAAGCGCUUGCCUUCGCCGGCUUCACGCACAAGAGUCCAAGACCAAUAACAUAUGUCCGAGCCGAUAAAGCUUUCGACCCUCAACCUGACACAUACGGCCAAGAGGAGGCUCAGAGAGGUCGUUCGACUGUUCGCUCUUUACAGGAUGUCGGGAAGGGACGAGCCAUGUCUCUAUAGGUGGACACAUGUGGAGGUAUCCAGUUAUUUUCUUUUGAUCUAAUGACGUACGAUCUCGAUACCUUUCGUUGACGGCUAUCUAAUAUCUUGGACUUGUAUUGACAUUGCCACUCAGCCACUUCGAUUCUAUGCGCCAUCUCUUGACAUUCCUCAAAUUGCUUUGUGCGUACGUUCCCUGUGCGGCUAUAUCCCACUUCCACAGCCUCCGUGCUUGAAUCAAUAAUUUAACCGUCU
This is a messenger RNA of Gloeophyllum trabeum ATCC 11539, 2787 nucleotides long. RefSeq names its product kinase-like protein. The transcript has 17 exons. The record is from RefSeq and is a predicted model, not a curated record. Gene Ontology annotation, molecular function: ATP binding; protein serine/threonine kinase activity. Gene Ontology annotation, biological process: peptidyl-serine phosphorylation; intracellular signal transduction. NCBI's taxonomy places the organism in Eukaryota, Fungi, Basidiomycota, Agaricomycetes, Gloeophyllales, Gloeophyllaceae. The coding region runs from base 1 to 2553 and encodes 850 amino acids.